This is a messenger RNA of Paramormyrops kingsleyae, 3074 nucleotides long. RefSeq names its product family with sequence similarity 222 member Aa (gene fam222aa). NCBI's taxonomy places the organism in Eukaryota, Metazoa, Chordata, Actinopteri, Osteoglossiformes, Mormyridae. The record is from RefSeq and is a predicted model, not a curated record.
GCAGGUUGGUGCAGGGGCAAGGAGGAGAGUAUACAUACUAGUAAGCUGCGCGCAAUAGCCAAACAAUUCAUUUCGCACGAUCUCCAAGCGCAGACUGUUUACACUAUAUAAAGGAGAAUUGCGCACGGACGUAUUCAGUCGGAUUUGGAAUUCCGGAGCAAGAUUUUUUUCAACAGAGAUUAUUUUUUUAUCAAGAGGAAAAUCAAGGUUUCCGAGCAAGUGAUGAAGGACCAGUCGUGGAGUGGCAGUUCAGACAAACAGGGCUUUAUUAUCAAGAAAACAUACUGCUCAUUACGCCCCGCUAGUUGCGUUUGAUCAAAAGGAUUUGGCCUUAAAUGCUGUUCGGUUGCCUGCAGCUUUUUCUUCUUAAACAAAUGUACCUAAAUUUGCUAUCUUGACUGCGAAAACUGCACACAGCAGGUGGAAUCCAAUUUAAUUAUAUAGCACUUAGUCGUGUGUAUCAAUCAUCGGCUGGGGUGAAGAAGAUAUAUUUGCUAUUGAGUAUAUAUUUUCAAACUUCUUGCUUAUACCAACUUGUAUUUCAGACCAUCUCCGAGGAGAAAAACCCGACAUAUACAAAAGGGCAUUGGACCAUAGAACUGGAUAUUUUCAAUACUUUGCGUUAGCCGAGACAGCUAAUCGGAACGAUUAACGCAUCGCCUUCCUGGAAUUGCUGAUCUAGGGCUUUUCCUUUCCUGUUUAUUUUUUUAUUCAGAUCAUAAGGUUAAUCCGCCUGGAUUCGUAUAUAGGGGGAAAAGCAAGUCUUAAUUUGGAUAUCGUGUUUACCCCCAAAGAUAUUUUGAUUAUCUAUUUGGAAAAGGAAGACAAACGUGUCAGUUAUAGCUCUAAGGGAGUGAUACAGUAAUAACAAAAGGUUUAGGAUUAUUGCUUAAUUGUGGAGUACGGGAUGCAACCUUUGCUUUUUUUUGGGACCUCAACAUUUUGAAGCGGACCUGCCGACGCAACAACCUGCAUGGGAUUUUAGCCUGCACCUCCAAGCGAUAUAUGGUUGGACGUAGCUGCCACCAGCUGUAGAAGCCCCUAGGCCAGCCCCCCGGCCCGUCAUGUUGGCCUGUCUGCAGAGGAGGCAGAACCCCCCAGCUCAGCACUUGGUGUGUGCCGCCAAGGCCCUGGAAGCACCACACUCCACCAACCGGAAAUGUGACCCGGCCACCCCUACGCACACCACGCGGUACCCCACCGCGGCCGAGCUGGACGCCUACGCCCAGAAGACGGCUGGCAACCCGCUCUCCAUCAAGAUCUUCCCCAGCAACAUCCGGGUUCCUCAGCACAAGCACCUUAACCGCACUGUCAAUGGCCUGGACACCACGGGCCAGCGCUACAGCCCAUACCCGCACUUCCACACGGCUGGCUAUCAGGGCCUGCUGGCCGUCGUCAAGGCCUCACCGGGGCCCAGCGCUAAGGGUGUGCUCAAGAGUGCCGAGGGCAGACGGACUAAGCUGUCGCCGGCCCAGGUGGCCGUAGCCCCCUAUCCUCCCCCCACGCCCGCCGGCCUCGGCCUCGGCCACGGAGCUGCCGCCUAUCGCGCGGCUUCGGCCAAGCCCCUCCCUGCCGAGGCGCCGGCGAUGGCGGUACCCCCUCCCAACGUGACGGUGGCAGCCUCUGUGAUCCCCCUGGGCGGGGGGCGAGGCCUCACCCUGCCGCCGCAGUCCAACCUGCCCUCCAUCCAGAGCAUCAUCUACCAGAUCAACCAGCACUGCCAAGCGCAGGCACUGCAGCAGGUCUGCCAGGGGGUGGUGGUGGCCCCCGCCCCCUCUAACGCCAGCCCCUCCAAGCAGGCCACCUCCUCCUGCUCCUCGGGUGGGGGCUUCGCGGCCAGCCUGGCGGCCCAAAGCGGGCUGGCGUACACCGGCGCGGAGGUGGUCAAGGCAGGAGCCUACGGGGACAGUGUGGACUACCUCCUAUGGCAGCAGCAGCAGCAGCAGAAGCAGCAGCAGCAGCAGGCCGCCCUGCGCAUGUACAGCGGUGGGAGCGGAGGAGGCGGAGCCCUCAGCAAGUCCCCGGAGGCGUGUCUCCCUGGAGGCGGGGCCAUGGGUGGGGCCUCUGCAUCUAGGCCCUACCCACUCCCGGCUAGCAUCAGCGGGGGCGGAGGCUUGGAUAGGCUGGGCUCCUCACCGUUGAACUGUGCCGCCAUGCAUGGCAACUUCUCUGUUGGUCAGUACUUCGCCCCGCCCUGGAACAGCGUGCUGGCGACGCCGGACAGCGACUGCUACAACCCCCAGGAGCUGCCGCCGCCCCAGCCGCAUCCUCACGUGGCCCACGGGCACCUCCACCCGCACACGCACCUUCAUCACCAACAGCACCAACACCAUCAUCACCCCCACGCGGCCACGGACAGUGGUGGGGGCAGCGGCCUGUGCUGUGGCCUGCCCAGCAGGAGCCUGUGCAGUGCCUCCACCCUCAGCAGCAGCCUGCAGUCACUGGAGUACCUGAUCAAUGACAUCCACCCGCCCUGCAUCAAGGAGCAGAUGCUAGGCAAGGGCUAUGAGACCGUGUCCGUGCCGCGGCUCCUCGACCACCAACACGCCCACAUCCGCCUCCCCGUCUACAGAUAAGGAGCCAGCGGGAGUGAGGGGGGGUGCAUGUGGAAGCAGGGGGGCUCUCGAGCGUGAAAAAGCAUAGCUUGCGUGUCAUGCGUGGUGUCGCUUUGAAAGGGGCACAGGAUCGAUCAUAUUGGAUUCAUGGACUGGAAGGACCCUGCUGUUGGUGUCAACGGUGGGGAAAGGGGUGUGGAUCUACUGAGAAGAGCGCCUCCUGCUGGAAUUUCUGUAGUGUAGUUUGCCAACAGGGAUUGUGUGUAUGUGUGUGAGAAAGACGGAGUGUGUGUUUAAAUUGGUUUCCUGCUUUUUUUUUUUUUUUUUAUUUCCUUCGGGACAAUAUUCAAGGCUUGACAUGACAUGCACACAAGCUCCAGGUACCCCCCGACCCCCCGAACACACAGAGCAGACUGGCCCAGUUUGAGGGUUCCUUCCUGGGAGCAGUCAGGGCUUGCUGGUUAACUCCAAAAUGAACACGCAGGAACACAAGUGAACAGACGCAAAAAAAAAAAAAAA